Messenger RNA from Meloidogyne enterolobii, 2841 nucleotides. Lineage: Eukaryota; Metazoa; Nematoda; Chromadorea; Rhabditida; Meloidogynidae. The record is from the annotation of a GenBank genome assembly.
AUGUUUCUUUGCCCUUCUACUUUGCAAUGCAUACCCAAUUCUUGGCUGUGUGAUUCUGAAGUGGAUUGUAAAGAAGGAGAAGAUGAAAAGAAUUGCGAUGAUCAGCCAACACAAUGCAAACCCGGCGAAUAUGCCUGUCGAACAACAGAGCAUGGAGUUAGAACUGAAACUUUAAAUCCUUGGCUAACACAUUUGGGCCCAAUUGGACUUUAUAAACAUUCUUGUAUUCCAAAAGAAUGGCGUUGUGAUGGAGAACCUGACUGCUUGUACAAGGAUGAUGAGGAGAACUGUCCAAAGAUUAAAUGUGACGAAAAUCAUUUUGAAUGCAAGGGCUUUGACAAUUUGUUGAUAUCUUGCAUUCCCAAAGAGUGGGUCUGUGAUGGGCAGACUGAUUGUUUGGAUAUGAAGGACGAGGCAAACUGUACUGACACACCAAAAGAUAUUUGUGACCAUCAAACCGAAUUUAGGUGUAAUGAUGGCCAGUGUAUCUACAAACAUUGGCGUUGUGAUGGUGAUCAUGAUUGUAGGGAUCAAAGCGAUGAGACAGAUUGUAAAGAAGCAGCAUGUGAAGGCAUCGGAAAAUUCAAAUGUAAAUCCAACAAUUUUUGUAUCGAUUCAAGAUGGAGGUGUGAUGGUGAGCCUGACUGUCCUGAUCAUUCUGAUGAAGCUGAUUGCAAAUCGGACAAGUUACACCCAUAUCUUCACCCAUUAAACUGCACUGCCCAUGAAUUUAAAUGCGAAAGUGGUGUUCAAUGUAUCAGUAAAUUCUGGCUUUGUGAUGGAGAUCAUGAUUGCUUUGAUGGAAGUGAUGAAUUUAAUUGUGUUAAAAGCAAAUGUCCGGCCAAACAAAAAGUUUGCAAAGAUGGUCAAUGUAUUGACGAAAAUCUUUGGUGUGAUGGAACAGAAGAUUGUCAUGAUGGUUCUGAUGAGAAAAAUUGUACUUCGCCAAUUAAAUUGUCAACGCAAACUUGUGACUCCAAUACAGAGUAUACCUGUCCGGAAAGUCCGACACGGUGCAUUAAACUACAAGAUUUGUGUAAAAAGAAUUUGGAUUCGAAUGACUGCACGAAAUCUGUUUGUAAAGAGCAAAUAGUUAUUUGCAAAGAGAAUAGCAAUGCUUGUUCAUGUCGGAAUACAGGAGUUGGUACUGGGAAGAUUUGUCAUUGCAAUAGCGGUUAUCAAUUGAAUGGGGAUGUUUGCAUAGAUAUAAAUGAGUGUGAUCAAGUGGGAACUUGCGAUCAACUUUGCCGAAAUAUACCAGGUAGCUAUGAAUGUGAUUGCUAUCCAGGCUACAGACUUGCUGUUCCAACCAAAAAUAUGGACAAACCUGUCCCGCAUAAAUGUCGUGCUCGGGGAUCAGAUCCGUUGUUACUCCUGUCAAAUCGUGCAGCAAUUCGGCAAUAUGACAUUGUUACCAACAAAUAUCAUCCAUUGAUAAACAAACUUGAAUCCGCUGUUGCACUUGAUUAUUGGCACAAUAACAAGACUUUGGUUUGGUCUGAUGUUAGCAAAGAACAGAUUGUCAUUUGCUCAGGCAUAAAUGGUUUGGGAGAUCUCGCAACCUUUGAAAGUAUUAACAAUGCCUGUAAUGGACCAAAUUUGACUAGAAUUACUGAGGAUGUAACUACUCCGGAUGGUCUCGCGAUUGAUUGGGUUCAUGGACUUAUCUUUUGGACAGAUACAGGGACUGACACCAUAAAUGUAUAUGAUUUAAAAAACAAGAAACGGACUACAAUUAUCAACGGUGAUGGUUUGGACGAACCUAGAGCAAUAGCCGUAGAUCCCUCUGCUGGAUUAAUUUUCUGGACGGAUUGGGGUGAAACCGCACGAAUUGAAAGAGCUGGAAUGGAUGGAAAGAAUCGGAUGGUAAUAAUUAAAGGCAACACAAUUCGUUGGCCAAAUGGUUUGGCAAUUGACAUUUUGGACAAGAGAAUUUAUUGGGCAGAUGCUAAAACAAAACAAAUUAGCAGCAGUGAUUAUUGGGGAAAUAAUAUUCGAACAAUUUUACAUUCACAUCAAUAUUUGCGUCAUCCUUUCUCCUUGGCAGUUUUUGAAGAACGUCUUUAUUGGACUGAUUGGGAUCAAGAAGGUGUCCUUUCUGUUAACAAAUUUCAUGGAGGAGAAGUUAAAAAGUUAAUGAGUGGAGUUACUGGCCCAAUGACUGUACGUGUAUAUCAUGAACAAGCUCAGCCUAAGCAUGAAAAUAAAUGUAAACUUAGCGGUUGUCAACAUAUUUGUUUACCUAAAGCUUUAUACAAAGGCGAAUCGAAAGAUCGUGAAACUCCUUUAAAAGAACUUCCAUUUUCUUGUGCCUGUGAACGUGGUUUCCAGAUUGACAUUGGAAAUUCCUCUCUCUGUGUUCCUCUCAAUCCACUUGGAAUUAUUGCUGAUGCGGCGAGUGAAUCAUUCAAACACAUUAAAGAUGAUGGAAGUAUAAGUAUGGGUACUUACUUCUUUGGAUUGUUGAUUAUUUUUGCUGCUUUUGCCUUGUUAUAUACCUAUCAACACAGACGUCCACGCCAUUUUGCUGUCCUACACUUCGACAAUCCAAUUUAUCGACGUACUGUUGAGGCAGAUUUAGAUGCUGACUUGGAAAAUGUUCCAGAUAAUUCUAUUGGGCCAAUUUCAAUUUUGCAUAUGUCUGGAAAUUCGUCGAAUUUAAAUGAUUCCCACAAUAGCCGUCAACAAUCAACAACGGCACUGGACCCUCAAUCCAAACUUGUUUUGAAAGUACCAGUUCAGAAAAGAGAGGAGGAAGGCAGUGUAAAUAUUUCUAAUUCUAUCAACAUGAACGAUUCAAGUGAAUAUGGAUAUGAGCAAUUACCUGCUCCUAAAUUUUAA